Helobdella robusta is the source of this 342-nucleotide messenger RNA. RefSeq lists its product as hypothetical. The transcript is spliced from 6 exons. NCBI's taxonomy places the organism in Eukaryota, Metazoa, Annelida, Clitellata, Rhynchobdellida, Glossiphoniidae. The coding region runs from base 1 to 342 and encodes 113 amino acids. Gene Ontology annotation, biological process: calcium ion transmembrane transport. Gene Ontology annotation, molecular function: inositol 1,4,5 trisphosphate binding; phosphatidylinositol binding; inositol 1,4,5-trisphosphate-gated calcium channel activity. Gene Ontology annotation, cellular component: endoplasmic reticulum membrane; secretory granule membrane; sarcoplasmic reticulum. The record is from RefSeq and is a predicted model, not a curated record.
AUGACCGGCGAAGUUGGAUGCUUUGCUGAGAAAGAUGAUAAGGAAGCAUUCGCAUUGGUCCCCGUACCAGCUCAAGAGGUCAGAGACCUAGAUUUCGCCACGGAUGCCAGCAAGGAAUUAAGUAGGUACGCCCUCGAACUCGAGACCUCGGCCAAUAGGAUGUUUAUAAACCUGACGACAAACUUACUAACUGAAAUCCUCUACUUUGUGGCUUACCAAGACAAUAACGGUGGCGACCCUUUCGAGGUUGAGACGCCUGGUUCCAAUAGGGAAAGACCGAAGUUGUUAAGGGAACAAUUUGUGUUGAAACAAGUGUUGGGGACAUUUCAAUUCACGCUGUGA